CGUAUACCGCAUGCGCCGUCGUACUCGGUUCUCCGCGGUGCGCCGUUCCCGUCCAUCGCCUCCACCCUUUUCUUCCACCUCGCUGCGUCCCUCUCCGUCGCCAGCCCGAAGCCUGAAGCCCUUCUUCCGCUCUUCGCCUCCCCCGCUCCUCAGACACUGUGGCUCUGUUAUUUGGGGCUUGUCUCGCUUUCUCCCAUGGCGGCGUACGAGAGUGAUGGCGGCGGGAUCGGGGGCAAGUUCCGGAAGCGCCUCUUCCGGCCGGCCCCCGCGACGCCGUACGAUCGGCCCCAGGCGGCGGCACGCCCCGCCCAGCCGCUUCCGGCGGAGCCGCGGGGGAACGGGUGGCUCUCCAGGCUCGUGGACCCCGCGACCCGGAUCAUCUCCUGGAGCGCAUCCCGCAUCUUCCCCUCCUCCGUCUUCCAGAAGCGGCUUGGCGCCCCUCCUGCCGCGCCGCCAGAGGCAAAUCAAAGACCAGUGGAGGAAGUCAUCAAAGAACCAUCUACUAAUUCAUUACACGAAGUGCAAGAACAUCUCAGUGAUGGAAAAAAUGCAGUGAAUAGUUCCAAUGCUGGCAGCGCUCAACAUGGAACCAGUUCUCAUGUCGAUGGAGUUUUUGAACUCGAGCAACUACUGAAGCAGAAAACUUUUACAAGGACUGAGUUUGAUCAUUUGACCCAGUUAUUACAUUCAAGAAUUGUGGAACCAAAUGCACGAGAAGUGGCUGUGAAUUCUGAGAAUAUAGAGAUAACAAAUGUUCGAGGUCAAACUAAUAAUGCUGUUGAAGUAAAUGUAUUACAACCAGCAUCAAGUUAUGAAAUAGAAAUGCCAACUAUUCCAGGUGAAGCAAAUAAGAAGCAGCAGUGUGCUGAUGACGUAUCACAACCAAUGUCAAGUUUCAAUAAUAAGGAUAAAAGAGUUGCUUCAGAACAAGAAAGAAGAGAGGUAUUUUCUGGGUUACAUGAAAUUGUUACAGUUCCUGCACCUGGCCUGGCUAGUACCAAGGAAGAAGCUGCCUCGUCAACAAAAAUUGCUAAGACACAUAUGAGUUCUAGGUUUUUUAAAUCUUCUGCAUCUCUAAGCGUGCAAAAUAAAUUAUUUCGGGACGAUAGAGCAAUGCCAAUUGGAACACCAUAUGCAAGGAAACCAUCCAAUCAUUCGUUGGUAUUGAGAACUGCAGUCCGCAAUUCUGAACCUGUUGAAACUAGACGAAACAGCUUGUUGAGUUCAGGAAUUUAUGGCAGAUCAGCAAUAUAUAAAAUGUCUCGUUCUCCAUACUUCAAGCCCUGUUCAAUGGCUAACUUAGGGGGUGACAGAUCUUCGCUGGAUGACUAUGGUUGCCCCUCUAUGUCUGAAAACAUUACACACUCUGGUGGCAGACAGACGUUUAAACGAGGGAGAUCACUUUUAGAGGAUGAUAUCGGAUCAUCUGGUCCCACCCGUAGGACACAUCAGAAGUCCAACUUGAUGUCUCCAUUAGCAAGUCCAUACUUGUCGCGGGGGAAUUCUCUGCCUUCUUCAUCAACUCGUGUUGAUCAAGGUUCUGUAACUUUAAACCAAAAGCUUUUCCAUUUGAAUGAACAAGAGAAUGGCCAUAGUGAGUUCCAAACUGUAGAAAAUAGUGGGGUUCCUUCUGUUCCACUUCCUCCCAAGUCCAGUGAGAUGGCUAGGAAAAUUCUACAGCAACCUGAUAAACUGGUGACUUCUCCAAAAGGGCAAUCCUCUAAUCUGAAAAUUGACAUGGAUGAAUCACCAUUUCUGUUGACUCAUAACAUGCUUCAUGGACAAGCUCUUAAAAGCAUGGAGGAAAUUGAUAUGUCUAAGUUUUUGAAUGUGCAAAAAAAUGGCAGUUUGAAAUCUCCCAGUGAUUCACACCAAAAAAGUUUUGGAAAUACUAUUUCUCAGAAGCAAGACAAGUCUGAAGAAAAUGGCUCUACCAAGAGUGCUGUUAAAGGGGUUCGAUUUCCAUCUACAAACUCUGUUCUCGAGAAACCUAAUAACGUAUCUGGCAGAGAGGCCAAACCUAGUACGACAACUGCUCAUUUUGUUGUUUCAGGUGCUGCUACAACUACCUCACAAAAAAAACCAUCAUUCCAGAUGAGUGCACCCGAGGAUCUUGUCGAGUUGGAUGAUGAUAGCGAUGAUAUAAAGGAUUCUCCAAGUACAGCUACUAUUGUUGGUAAUAAACCUUUGUUGAUAUCGAAGUGUGAGAUUACACACGAAAAGCCUAAAUUGGAGAAAUCUAUGAAAUCUUCGUCUAAUAAUAUUUGUACAUCCAUGGGGGUAUCGGAUGGGGAUUCCACCAAGAUAUCCAAUGGGCUUGCCCCACAGUGUGAGGAAACCCCUGCUCCUACAUUUAAAGCUGAUUUGGUGGAGCUUGCAUCUGGAUCUGCUUCAACUGCUGCUGGUGCUAGUGGCCUUGGUUUCAGUAAUGCCACGACAGCAACUGUAUUAGAAGGCUCUAAAGGUGAAGUUGUCCAAACUUCAAAAGGUGGGGACCUAUUCAAUGCAUUUGGGAAUGCUGCAUUGCCGACCUUAUCUGUUUUUGGAGCUUUUAGGACAUCUGAACUAAAUGAUGGCAUCACUUCAUCCACUGCCAUAUCUUCAGCUCUUGUUGCUCCGUCCAUGACAUUGGGUGCUUCAUUCGCACCAGGUUUCUCCGCCAGCACCAGCAUGGCACCUAAUUCUUCAGCUACCAUCUCAUCUGAUGCACCUAUAUUUUCCACAAUCCCCUCCUUCCAGUUUGGUGCUAGUGGCUCUUUUGGUGCUUCUAAUGCAGUAACUUCAUCAACAGAAAAAUCUGAGUCUUCCAAUUUGGUGGGAGAGUCUGUCAAGUCAUCUGUUUUCAGUGUAAGCAGCUCUGCUCCUCUACUAGGUACAUCUGCUGCAUUUUCAAGCACCAGAAGCAACAGCUCAGCCGUUCUGACACCAUCAAUAUUCGCAAGCACGAGCAAUGGUUCCUCUGCUCUGCCAGCGCCAGCAUUAUUUAGUACAGCCACUGGUGGUUCUUCUGCUAUGUCAUUGUCGUCAGGUUUCUCCACAAGCACCAGCAUGGCACCUAGUUCUGCAGCUACCAUCUCAUCUGCUGCACCUAUACUUUCCACAAUCCCCUCGUUCCAGUUUGGUGCUAGUGGCUCUUUUGGUGGUGCUAGCACAGUAACUUCAUCAACAGAAAAAUUUGAUUCUACCAAUUUGGUGGGAGAGCCUGUCAAGUCAUCUGCUUUCAGUGUAAGCAGCUCUGCUCCUCUAGGUACAUCUGCGGCAUUAUCAAACACCAGAAGCAACAGCUCAGCUGUUCUGACACCAUCAAUAUUUGCAAGCACAAGCAAUAGCUCCUCUGCUCUGCCAGCACCAGCAUUAUUUAGUACAGCCACUGGUUCUUCUGCUGUGUCAAUGUUGCCAGGUUUCUCAACUUCAUCCAAUGGAUUCAGUGGUUUUGGUUCAUCACCACAAUCUGGUGGUGCCAAUUCAUUGUUUUCAAGUAACAGUUCUCAGAACUUGACAGUGUUUGGCACAACAGCAGAAUCUAGUUUCAGCACUCAGCCAGCACAGUCUGGAACUGGGAUGUCACAUGCUUUGCCAAUAUCAUCAUCUAAUACCUUCGGUUCAUCAAUUCCUACGACAAUGUUUGGUCUAAGUGGCACUUCCUCAUCUGGUUCUGCAAGCUCAUCAUUUGGUUUCUCAACGCCUGGUUUGGAGCCUCUUGGUUCAAGUUCUGGCUUCUCUUUCCCUACUGCUACUGGGUCAUCUUCCAGUUCUGGCAGUAGUAGUACCAUUCCACUGGCAAAGAGUUUUGUUUCAAGUACUGGGUUGUCCACCAUUUCAACUUUAAGUGCUGGCGGCAGCAGCAGCUCCCAUGUAUGGUCUACGCCUUUUGGUUCAAGUGGCUUUUCCUUUGCAGCAAGUGCUAUUUCAUCAGCCAAUUCCAGUGGAAAUUUAUCCCUUGUAGCAGGUACAGGCACUGGCCUGUUCAAGUCCACUUCACAUUCAGCCCAGUCAUCACCUUCUGGCUCCAUUUUUGCCUCAACCACUUUUUCACCUGCUACAGGGCUUCCAUUUGGGUCAGCUCCCUCUUCAGGGAGUUCACCUUUCAUGUUUGGUUCAUCAUCAGGGUCAGUUUCUACAUUCACUUCAGUUGGAAGCACAACUUCACUGAUUUCUCUUGUGCAGCCUGUGUUUGGAGCACCAAAUCAGACAAGUGGUUUGAAUUCAGGUUCACCUGGAAAUGACCAGAUGAAUGUUGAGGAUAGUAUGGCUGAUGAUUCUGUCCAGUCUUCGGUUCUUCCGGCAGUGAAAUUUGGACAACCAACAAAUACACCUGCAUCUCCUAACUUUGUGUUCGGUUCCCCAGCUACUCCUGGUGGGACAACAACCUUUCAGUUUGGCAGCCAGCAGAAUAAUUUUAUGCCUCAAAGCCCAUCUCCAUUUCAACCAGCUGGAAAUUUAGAGUUUGCUGCAGGAGGAAGCUUCUCUUUGGGAAGUAGUGGUGGUGGUGACACGUCUGGUCGAAGGACAGUGAAAGUAAGACGAGAUAAGCAUCGGAAAAGGUAGGGGAGGAUUCGAGUUGAUCGAGAUGCAUUUGCGGCACUAGCUUGAUGGCUUUUGUUUAUUAUUUGAUGGCAAAGGAUUUUGAUGUCAAAAGGUAAGUGUUAUUUGUCUCAGAUCAAAGUGCAUGGUCUCUGGAGUCUGGGCGAAUGUUCUCCAGAAUGUAAGUGUACUUUCCCUGUCAUUUUAGAUUUCAGCUUGCACUCAAAAGUUUUACUUUCACCUCCAAGUAUUUUAGGGUUUUCCAGCUUCCUUCAGCCUAUAUCAUUGCACCUUUGGUUUCUUUAUAAACCGUAUGAAGGACUUUUGCACUUUGGCUUUGGUGUCAAGUAUCGACAUCCAUUGUUGGUAUGCUUGUACUUCAUACUUGUAUUGUGGAGCUCAUAACACCAUUCUUAAUGUAAUCUCUAUCACAUAUCAGCGAUCAUCGCAUGUGAGAACUUAAAGUUUGAUGCAUGUUUUCUCUUUUGACACCA
Molecule: messenger RNA, 5018 nt
Organism: Musa acuminata AAA Group (dessert banana)
Lineage: Eukaryota; Viridiplantae; Streptophyta; Magnoliopsida; Zingiberales; Musaceae
Product: nuclear pore complex protein NUP1-like
Exons: 10
Coding region: 196-4548 (1450 amino acids)
Biological process (GO): nuclear membrane organization
Cellular component (GO): nuclear envelope
Source: RefSeq, a predicted model, not a curated record